This is a messenger RNA of Linum trigynum, 5548 nucleotides long. The record is from the annotation of a GenBank genome assembly. Lineage: Eukaryota; Viridiplantae; Streptophyta; Magnoliopsida; Malpighiales; Linaceae.
CCCAAAAUUGACCGUUAUCUUAAACGGUCAAACGCGUUGACUAACAAUCAACGCGCCCACGUCAUUGUCCAAUCACCCAAUAUUUGAUUACAUGGAUUCCACAUUGUAUGAAAAAAAUAAUUAAAUAAAAUUUUAAAAGCAAAAUUUCCAAAAUUUACUCUCUCUCAUCGUGAUCAUCCCUGUCCUCCCCUCUUCAUCUGCAUUGUGUUCUCUUUCUUCCUCAUUGAACUAAAUCCCAAAAUACCAAAUCCCAAACCCACCAUAUUUGAUGGCCCAGUACUAGCCUUUACUCGCCUCCGAUCGUUCCCCCACCGGUAACGGUGAUUAAUUGGUCUAUUUUAACUUUUAAUCUCCCUCGUCUUCUCCCCCUUCUCACUGGAUCUUUGGAUCUUCCGCUCAAUAUAGCUCAACCCAGAAAGAUCGGGCACCGCACCUAUUAACUGGUUGGCCCUCUGUAGCUCCAGAACCCACAGGAACACUAUUUGAAGGGGAUCUCCAAUCUUGUUUUCAAUCCAAGGUGCCUACCACAUAAGGAGCUAAUAUAAAAGAAGCAGAGCCAUUAGUAAAGACAAAGCAGGGAAGCCUCAAAACAAAGGCAGACAGAACAUGUUAUGUUAACACCCCAGAAGAGAGGACUAGAGCUUAAUACUAACGAUGCAGAUGAUUCCCCCCAGUAAGAAACAAAAGGCAGCUGAUACCAGGAAAAAUAUGGAUGGCGAAGAGGUAGUGCCAAGCAGCAUGGGCUGCCUAACUAUAAUUGUUGGGGGUUGGGGAAUCCCCUGGCAAUUAGGAAAGUGGGGCAACUGCUCCAGUGACAAAACCCCAAGAUUAUUUUUCUAAUGGAAACAAAAAAAGAAAGAAAAUGAAUGGGGGGAAGUAAUCAAGGAUCUCGGCUGGGAGAAAGGAAAAGGAGUAGGAUCGACGGGAAGGGCUGGAGGUUUAUUGAUGGUCUGGUAGUCUGAGAUGGAGGUGGUAGUCAAAUCCAAGUCAGCAAAUCACAUUGAUGUUUGCGUGAAUGACGGAGGCAUUCAAUGGAGGUUGAUAGGUAUUUAUGGUAGGCUGGAGCAAGAUAACAAACAUAGAACCUGUACAUUGCUCAGACAACUUAGGGAUAUGAAUGAUCUAUCAUGGCUUGUUUGUGGUGAUUCUAACCUCAUUUAGAGUUACGAAGAGAAAAAUGAUUUGAACCUGGCAAAUGUACAUGAAAUGGACAUGUUUAAUGAUGCGGUGGAAGACUGUGAUCUGGAGGAUCUUGGGUACUAUGGCGAGACUUUUAUGUGGGGUAACAAUCAUUCAGAUGAAACCUAUCUAGAAGAACGUUUGGACAUAAUGGUAGCAACUAGCUCUUGGCAAUCCAUCUAUCCGCACGUCAGAGUCCACCAGCUAAGACGGUGCGGAUCAUAUCACUCACCCAUUUUCCUCCAAACGCAACUGGUAGCUGAUGAUAUAAGGUAGGGGUGGAAUUUUUUCUUUGAGCCAUUCUGGCAGAAGCAUGAUGAAUGUAAAGAGUUCAGUGCGGAAGGAUGGAACAAGAGAAGUGGGCUCUCUAUCAUUGACAAGAUUACCAAUCGCGAAACCAAAUUACUUAAGUGGAGUAAGACGACCAUUGGUGAUCUCAGGAAUAGAAAGAAAAAAGUAGAAAAAGCCUUGGAUUUGUUGGAUAAAAGGAAAACGAAUGUUGUUGUCAUUCUACGGACGAAGUCGAUUGUGAGAGAAUUGACUGAGAUCCUAAUGAAGGAAGAGAUUAUAUGGAAACAACGUUCUAAAGUAGAUUGAUUACAAGGGGGAGACAAAAAUACUAAAUACUUUCAUAGGAAGGCCUCAGACAGACGUAAUAGAAACACAAUAAGAAGGCUGCUUGAUGAAGCUGGAGGAAUAAGGGAGGGGCAAGAUGAUAGGAAUCAGGUUAAACGAGGAGCACCCCACAUCACCCACCUGUUAUUUGCGGAUGAUAGUGUAAUGUUCGCCAAAGCCACUAAAUUAGAAUGUGAGCAACUUAGAGCCAUUCUCAAUACUUAUGAGCAGGAAUCAGGUCAGAAGGUAAAUCUAGACAAGUCAGAAAUUUCCUAUAGUCCUAACGUGGGGGAAAAAAGAGAUAGGAGCUGGCAACCAUUCCUGGUAUGAAAGUGGUGCCCUCACAUACAAAAUAUCUCGAGCUACCUACUGUCAUUGGUUGAAGGAAGAAGGAAGUUUUCAGUUACUUGGUUGACAGGGUUCGAAGAAAGGUGAAACUAUGGAAAGAAAAGUUGCAUUCUUUUGGGGGAAAAGAGGAGUUGAUUAAAUCAGUAGCACAGGCACAAAUGACCUAUGCAAUGCAGGUUUUUCUGGUUCCUAUUUCAGUGACUCAAGAAAUUCAGAGAAUUGUGUCUAAUUUCUGGUGGGGGCAAAAAGACUUAGAACCCAGAACUCACUGGGUUAGCUGGCAAGACCUAUGUCGAACAAAGAAGAAAAGGUGUUUUGGUUUUCAGAACUUGCACGUAUUUAACUUGGCUCUCUUAGAGAAGCAAAUUUGGAAUAUUAUACAGAAUUCAAAUUCCGUAGUAUCUAGGAUUAUGAAGGAAAAGUAUUACCCCUCAAGAGACAUACUAGAGGCGGAAGAGGGUUAUAACCCUAGCUAUAUUUGGCGAAGCAUCUUAGCUACAAAAGGGUUGGUUAAGGAAGGAUUGAGAUGGCGAAUUAGGAAUGGAAAUAAGGUGGAUAUCUGGCAAGAUAAGUGGAUUCCCACAACUCAUAAUUUUAAGGUAAUAUCCCUUGUGUCCCCCUUUGCGUCGACUACAUUAGUUAACGAUCUGCUAGAUGUAGAUUCUAGAACCUAGAAUCAGGCACCACUCCAAGCUCAUUUUCUUCCACAAGACAGACAAAGGAUUUUAAAAAUCCCCAUACCUAGACAACCAACGAAUUUGGAGCUAUGAACAAUCCGGAAUAUACUCAGUUAAAUCAGCCUACAGACUAUUAAGGGACAGACUCGAGGCAGAGAUUGGGGAACUUUAUACCUCAAUUAACUGGGAACAGAUUUGGAAGCUUCAAAUCCCACCUAGAGUCAAGGUAUUUGCGUGGAGAUGGAUAGUUUUUUUUGCCAAUUGGGGAAAAUGUGCUGGCAAGAACAACUAAAGGGUGUGAUGAAUGCCCAUUUUGUGGCCAAGCAGAGACUCAAAACACCAUCUUUUUUACGACUACAUAUGGGGUAGGAGGGUCGUCCUAGUUCUCUAAACCUAAGUUUUGGGAAAGGAAAUGAUCUAACGUGUGAAGAAUGGAUGACUGGCCUUCAGGAGACGGAAUCCGCGGAGCAUAUUGGACAAUUUCUUGUCGGCCUCUGGUUUAUCUGGGAAGAACGCAACAAUCAGAUGUGGAACAAGAAGAAGUCGAAGAAUUCAAAAUUUUGGGGAAAACAGAACAAUGGCUUCUGGAGUACCUUGACUAUCAACAUGCAACGGUUGAGCACGAACCCAGACAAACACCUCGCUGGAAACCGUCGGAAGUCACAACUACAAGAUCAACGUGGAUGCAACAACUUUUGCAGAUUUCGGGACGGGUUUGGGGGUGGUGGUUCAAGAUCGGAAUGGAUCUUUCUGUUUUGCGGUUGUGAGAAGGUCGAGGAUUCAAUGGACUCCAUAAUUGGCAGAGAUUCAAGCUAUAAAAUUUGGAUGGGAAGUGGCAUUAGAGGAAGGGUUUGUCUCGGGAGAGAUCGAAUCCGAUUGCCUGAGAGCAGACCAGCAGAUAGCAACGGAAGAAAUGUUGUUAACGGAGGAAGGAGGUGAAUGCGAGGAGGUGAAGGACAGAUUGGAGGAACUAGGCGGAUCAGUGACCAUCACGUUUUUGGGCCAAGAAUCCAAUCGGGUGGCCCCACAUCAUGGCACAUACUCAGCGUAGAUGGGAUGAAACUAAAAUUUGGGCUUCCAGGCCAUCCAUUUUCCUUGUGGACCAGCUGAUUUCUGAUUCCUAUAAUAUUUCCCACUAAUGAAAUAAUACGGGAUUUUUCUAUAAAAAAAUAUACAUGCUUCCAUCAUUUAAGAUUAUCUGCCUAACAGUAGCGGAGUCAGAAAUUCGAAUGAGGGGGGCUAAAUAUUUAAGCACAGAGAAUUCGAACCGGCGAGGGGCCUAAUACCUUAUCACUACUAUAUUUUGCCAAUUUAUUAUAAAAUUUACAUGUAAUUUUACAUGAUUUUGAGAGUUGAGGAGGCUAUAGGCUCCCCUGCCACUAUGGUAGCUCCGCCACUACUGUCUAACAUCGAAAGUAACUUUAUCUCGUAGUACUUGUUGUUCAUAUUGCAAAAACUUUGUACCGCGAACAAAGCCAAUAUAGUACACAAAUAUCAUGAAAAUUUCAUACAAGCCAAACUUAUCAAUCAUGUUCUAGUAAAGAACGUAUGAUAUUGGGCGUGGAUUCUCUUUGCUGCUGAAACAUAUUAUUAUUCAUCAAACCUUUGUAAUUUCCCCAUGAUAUAUAGUUUGUUAUAAGAAGCAAAAUUCCACAAAGUGUACACUAAUGUCAACCUCCCUCACCUUCGAUCCCCUAAUGGCAGCAAAUGCAACAGUCAACACAACAAGUACAUCUGUAUAUACGCCAAUAAUAAGAAUAUAGUCUACACCCAACUUUCACAUCAGUCCAUUUUUAGAGCAACGAAAAACUGGGCCAAUGAACAAGAAAAAAUGGUGCCAGAUGGAAGCUGCAGGUGGUACAAGGAGCUGCCAUGGGUUGCAUGCAGCGACUUAAUUAAUUAUCAUCCAUAUUUAAAUUAUCAGAGUUUUGCCCACAUGUACUCUGACCUGUCCACAGAGAUAAAAACAUAUCAUUUAGGGAUGACAACGGGUCGGGGUGGAUACCAAUGUAGUUCGAGUUUUACCCAUACUUAUACGAGUACCGGGUAGAAAAUCAAAGGGUUUUGAGUAUCCACGGUUAUCCAUGGGUAAUAAUUUCUUCUUAUAAUUCCAACCAAUAUGUUAAUAUUCACACGUAUUCUCACAUUACGUAAGAGGAAAAGUACAACAAUAAUUCACUAGAUUGAAGAAGAGUAAUUAAAACAACAUAAUUUCAUCAAAAUAUUAUAUUUAUAUGCUAAAUAUAAAAUAUUCUAGAGAAAAAUAAUGAUUCUAGGUCGGAUUUGGUGGAUAUCCAUGGUUAUGGAUAUUUUCGUCACGAAAAAUGCUUCUGGUUCGGGUUUUACCCUACCUGAUUAGGUCAGAUUCGGUGGAUAUCCACGAUUACGGAUAUUUUUGUCAUCAUAAUAUUAUUGGGUCUGGGUCGAAUAUUUUUACUCUGUGGGGUUAAUAUCUAUAUUGGCAUUAUAAGCAAGCAGCUAUAAAAGUCGAUGAACAGGGAGUUAAAGGUGUGUAAUUAAUUGGGCAAAAGGUAUAAUAAAGAAGGAAAGCAGAUGGUCUGCAUUUCUCAAAACACGAAGACACAAAGGAAGGUGGCUACUUUUUGUUGUCUGUCUCUCAUCAUGGAGGUAGUUAAAAGGUCAAUUUUACAAUUAUAUGUGUGUUGAGGGAACCCCCAAAAUAAUUUUUCAUAUAGAGCACGAGAUAAUCAUAAAAGUGACAAUGUUUG